Molecule: messenger RNA, 1536 nt
Organism: Monoraphidium neglectum
Lineage: Eukaryota; Viridiplantae; Chlorophyta; Chlorophyceae; Sphaeropleales; Selenastraceae
Exons: 4
Coding region: 1-1536 (511 amino acids)
Source: RefSeq, a predicted model, not a curated record
AUGGUCCAGCCCGUCCCUGACGACCUCGAAGGCAGACCUGUCCUCCGUGACCGUACUCUGACCAGCUCCAGCGAGCAGGCGCUUCUCGCUGACGCCGUCACUGUCAUUGUGGCAGUGUGCAGCUUGCUGUCCGUCGCCGCUUCGCUUGUCCAGAGGCUGCAGAAGCUGCGCAAGCUUCGCGAGGCUCACAGGGGCUGCAGCGCAACAACCAGGUGGUGCUCCUGGUGGCGGCAGCAGCAGUCUUACAGCCCGGGCACCGACGCAGCCUCCAAGCAGCGCCCACCAGACCACGAGCAGCAGCAAAAUCAGCCGUGCCAGCGCCAGCGCAAGCUCUUUAGCGUGCCUGCUCCGCCAGUGCCACCGCCCAGCAGGUGGCUCAGGGAGCAGGAGCAGGAGGAGGACCUGUAUAGGCAGCGGGGACAGGGCGCAGACGGCGGCUCCGAGGACGACCUGCAGCCCCAGCCCUUGCCUGAAGGCCGCCAGGUCUGCAAGGACCAGGGACGACCGCAGCAGCAGCAGGAGCGGCAGCAGCAGCAGCAGCAGCAGCAGCAGCAGCAGGAAGAGGACGAGGGGCUGUGGCGGGCUUUUAGCUUCCGAGCACCGAGUUUUCGCCCAAGGCUUGCAGAGGACGAGGACGGGGAGGAAGAAGGGGAGCGCAGCGAGGAGCUUGCAGCGAUGGCGGGCACCAACGGCUGGGGACGGCACCACGAAGAAGAACCCCUGCUGGCGGAGCAGCAGGAGGGGCUCGGCUGGGACCCCGAGCUGCUGCAGAGCCCACACCUGCUGUGCAACCUUUCCAACAGGAGCGCGGCCAUGCAGGCCGAAAUCAGCAGCAUCGAGGGGCUUCAGCGGUCGCCUCUCUACCGCGGCCACGUCAGGUCCAAGGGCCUGACUCAUGAGAUGGCCACCGACCACCGCCUGCGCAUCUACAGGGCCAUGCGCCGGGCGGACCAGGAUGGGUUCACUGCGCUGCUGACGAGAAAGGACAUCACUGACUAUGAGCAGCUGCCGCCCCGCCGCGUCUUUGCCGCGCUGGAGCCCGUUCUGUCCGCAGCAGCCAUCGUCGGCCUGCUGCUGCUGCCGUCGGUCUCGGCCACGCUGUUCCCGCUGAGGAAUUCCCUGGCGGUGGUGUGGCUGGCCGUGACCCUCUUUGCCGCAUCCCGCGGCUCCGCCUCCGCGGCCGGCUGGCUGCUGGGCAUCUUCGAGACCCGCGGGCCGCACCAGCUGCCCGCCAGCUUCUCGUGGGUGGUCUGGUGCUGCCUGCUGGACUGCGCCUUUGUCGUCGUGACCUUCGGGCUGGGCGCGCUGCCGAACGCCGUGUUCCGCUUGCUGUGGGGCCAGGGGGUGGUGGAGCGGCUGCUGGGGCUGGUUCCAGCCGUCGAGCGGUCCAAGCCCGCGCGCAUCGCCGCCGCGCCACGGUCUGCGCGGCCUUCAAGCGCCGGCGGCGGCCGCGCGAGCGCGCGCGCCUCGCUCGGCGGCGCGGGCGGGAGCGUGCCGCCGCGCGGCGCGGCGAUGACGCCGCGGCGGCUGGGGUAG